GAAGGCUUCACCAUUGCCGUUUAGUUAUCACGCAGGCGUUGUACAUAACGCACGUAGUGUUGUUCCGUACGAACGUUACGAUAAAUGUUAUCGAUAGAUUAUCUGACGUAUCUGACAUUUCCAUAAAGAUAUCACCGUGCUUUGUUCACGAAUAUUUAAUUUGUGUUAUCGAGUUAAAUUUUAAUUAGUGCAAGUGGUCGCCGUGUUAACGAUGAGAUUAUUAAUAUUGGUGGUGGCGAUCACCGCCGUAGUUGCCGACGAUCUACCGCCGAGUUGCAGCAAACCUGUCUACUGUAAUAGCGAACUAUUGCAUCAUGUUCAAAUGGCUAGAUUAUACGACGACUCGAAGACAUUCGUUGAUCUACAAAUGCGUCAAAACGAGAACAUCACGCUUGCAGCUUUCCAAGAGUUGCUGAAUCGAACGAAUAAUAAUCCUUCAAGGGACCAGAUCCGACAAUUUGUAAAUGAAUACUUUGACGAAACCAGCGAACUUGAAAACUGGACACCGCCAGAUAUUACUGAAAAUCCUAAAUUUCUGACUAAAGUGCGCGAUGAAAAGCUUCGACAAUUUGGCAAAGACAUAGUAGGUAUUUGGCCUACUUUAGCAAGAAAAGUAAGGUCUAUAGUUUUGGAAAAACCCGAUCAGUUUAGUUUUGUGCCGGUAACUCAUGGAUUUAUCAUUCCUGGCGGCCGAUUUCGGGAGAUCUAUUACUGGGAUACUUACUGGAUCGUUGAGGGUUUACUAAUAAGCGACAUGAAAGAAACAGCUCGCGGUAUGAUUGAAAAUUUGAUUGAAUUGUUGCGGAAAAUUGGACAUAUACCUAAUGGAAGCAGAUGGUAUUAUCAGGAGCGCAGUCAACCCCCUCUUCUAUCCGCAAUGAUGGCAUUGUAUUUUAAAUACACAAAAGACAUUCAGUUCUUAAGAGAUAACAUACAAUAUUUGGAAAAAGAAAUGAAUUAUUGGUUGGACACGCAUAUAAUCUCAAUUUCUAAAGAUGGUGAGACUUUUACUUUGCUAAGAUAUUACUCGCCGAGCGCAGGACCUCGUCCUGAAUCUUAUCGCGAAGAUUAUGAAAAUGCUCACACACUAGAUAGCAACAACACUAACCAUAAUGAAUUUUAUGCUGAUAUUAAGAGUGCCGCUGAGAGUGGAUGGGAUUUUUCAACUCGUUGGUUCCUUACACCUGAGGGCGACAAUAAAGGUAAUUUGUCGCAAAUUAGUACAAGAAAUAUCAUUCCGGUUGAUUUAAACGCUAUUUUUGCUAAUGCUGUACAGAACACUGCAAAUUUCUUGGGUAUCUUAAAGAAGCCGCGUCGGGCUGCACAUUGGGCAAGUAUUGCUCGGCAGUGGAGAAGUAAUAUUGAAAAAGUGCUAUGGAAUGAUGAAGAUGGAAUUUGGUACGAUUACGAUAUAGUCAAUGGCAAGCAUAGGCAAUAUUUUUACCCCAGCAACGUCGCUCCUUUUUGGAUGAAGGCAGUUGAUCGUGAACUAAGUAAAAAACAUGCACCACGAGUAAUUGAUUAUUUACAAGAGUCUAAAGGUCUUAGUUUCCCUGGUGGAGUUCCUUCUUCGCUAGUUCGCAGUGGAGAACAAUGGGAUUUCCCUAAUGUUUGGCCGCCAGCAGUUGGCAUCGUUAUCGGAGCUCUGGAAGGUAUGGGUACCAUAGAAGGCAAUAGAUUAGCUAAAGAAGUUUGUCAAGUAUGGGUCUGGGCAACACACAAGGGAUUCUCUAAGAAUAAACAGAUGUUUGAAAAGUAUGACGCAGAGGUCCCUGGUCGGUUUGGUGGUGGGGGUGAAUAUGUUGUUCAGGAAGGAUUUGGGUGGGCAAACGGUCUUGUACUAGAGUGUCUUGCUAAAUACGGUCCCGCGUUGAAGUCUUAUGACGAGUUGGAGAAUAAUUCAAGUUCAGAGGCAUCAUCUGAUUCAGAUAUGGAAAACACGUCAGUCGAAUAAUAUUUAUGAAUAAAAUAAUUAUUUCCUAUUACUAUGAUAGUUACUUUUAUCACAAUAAGUAAUUUAAAGUUACCAGAAAGGUAUUUAUAGUGUUAAGUAGGCAGGUAUUUAUAUUUAGUUAAUACAGUAAAAGAUAGCGUAUUUCGCACGCACACAUACCUACAUAAUAAAAUAUUAUUUAUAACUCGUUGGUUGUGAACAAAGAUUACUUAUAUACAUAGUUUUCAUAAUUAUGUAGUGCCAUAAAAGUUACAAAUAUUUCUUAUGUAAGAUAAUAAAUAUCUAGCCCAAAGUAAUUAAAAUAGCAAAUAAAGUGAGAAACUUAAUUUUUUAAACGACUAUGGCUGUGUUAUAUCAAGCCUAACAACGAGUUUUAAGGGUAAAAUUGUUUUUAUUAAUGGUA
Molecule: messenger RNA, 2357 nt
Organism: Manduca sexta (tobacco hornworm)
Lineage: Eukaryota; Metazoa; Arthropoda; Insecta; Lepidoptera; Sphingidae
Product: trehalase
Exons: 2
Coding region: 212-1954 (580 amino acids)
Biological process (GO): trehalose catabolic process
Molecular function (GO): alpha,alpha-trehalase activity
Source: RefSeq, a predicted model, not a curated record